CUUGAAGCAGCCAUGGCAGCAAGUAACGACGACAUGGCCACUCUUGAGGAAAAGCUGAUUAUCUGUCAGCAGACCAAGAAGCAUGCAGACGAUGAGUUUACUACGGUUGUGGAGCAAGCCCUGCUCGAGCUGCGCAGCCAGUCAACUGAAAUUGGGCUGCUGCGCGAGACAUUGGCUGCCCUGCGUGCAGUGAAUGUUGAGCUGGUCACACGGAUGAAGGGGUUUGAGCUCAUGGAAGCUAGGCUGAGUGACCAUGAGCAACUGGAGAGAAGGGUUAGAGAGUUUGAGAAGCUGGAGGAGAUUAGGUUCAAAGAGUAUGAGAAACUGGAGCAUAGGGUCAGGGAUUAUGAGAAACUGGAGAUUAGGGUCAGGGAUUAUGAGAAACUGGAGAUUAGGGUUAAGGAAUAUGAGGAAAUGGAGAGGAGGGUUCAGGAGUAUGAGAAACUUGAGAGUAGGGUCAGGGAUUAUGAGAAACUGGAGAUUAGGGUUAGAGAGUAUGAGAAUAUUGAGAGGAAGGUUCAUGAGUAUGAGAAACUUGAGAGUAAGAGUCGACGACAGCAUGAGAAACUGGAGGCAUGGAGGAAAGAAUCGGACCACUGGGAAGCGAAAAUGAGGAUGUGGAAGGAUAAAGCUGAGAAACUCGAAGCAGAGGCGGAAGAAUCAGCCAGCUACUGGAGAGCUAGAGUGAGAGAGUUGAAACGCGAGGUAGAGUAUCUGGAAAAAAAGAUUCAGGAAGCUGCGCCUUUGGAGAUGCUGAUCAAGAAUCUGAAGAAAGACCUGGAAGAGGUGUCACAGCAGCGCAACAGGCUGCACCAGCAGCUGAGGAACACCCAGGAGCACAGGGGGAAGCUGCGGCAACAAAUGAUGGAAGCCCGAGAUAUGUCUCUUCAG
Molecule: messenger RNA, 891 nt
Organism: Closterium sp. Naga37s-1
Lineage: Eukaryota; Viridiplantae; Streptophyta; Zygnematophyceae; Desmidiales; Closteriaceae
Source: the annotation of a GenBank genome assembly